Parascedosporium putredinis is the source of this 2712-nucleotide messenger RNA. Lineage: Eukaryota; Fungi; Ascomycota; Sordariomycetes; Microascales; Microascaceae. The record is from the annotation of a GenBank genome assembly.
AUGGCGUAUCCGGGCGGUGGCCGUGGCCAUGACUAUGGUCAACCUCUCCAGGACCUUCCUCCAGGCCAAAGUGACGCCGAACGUUCACUUCUGAGAGAUCCUCACCAGCAGCAGCAAGGUUACGACAAUGGUUACCUCGGUGCAAACAACCCUCCUCCGCGACCAGUGUCUGCCUACAGCUUGAGCGAGACCUACGCGCCGGGAGCACAUAGCCAGACACCAACGCCUGGGUUUGGUGAGGCGUACGGAAACCAAGCCUACGGCACCGGGUUCGACCCCACUGGUGGAUACGGCUAUGGCGAUAGGCCCGUCUCCCACGUGGAUGCCGACGAGAGCUGGGUAAGGAGACAGCAGCCUGGCAUGGCCCCGGGUGGCGGCCUGAAGCGAUACGCCACGCGUAAGGUCAAGCUUGUGCAAGGCUCCGUCUUGAGCAUCGACUAUCCCGUUCCCAGUGCGAUCCGCAAUGCCGUCCAAGCCAAGUAUCGCGACAGCGAAGCAGGCUCCGACGAGUUCGUCAAGAUGCGCUACACCGCAGCCACUUGUGACCCUGAUGACUUUACUCUCAAGAACGGUUACGAUCUUCGACCGAGGAUGUACAACCGCCACACCGAACUGCUCAUUGCCAUCACAUACUAUAACGAAGAUAAGCUGCUCAUGUCGCGUACUCUCCACGGUGUCAUGCAGAACAUCAGGGAUAUCGUGAACCUGAAGAAGUCGGUCUUCUGGAACAAGGGAGGUCCUGCUUGGCAAAAGAUUGUCGUCUGCCUCGUUUUUGACGGUAUCGAGAAGACGGACAAGUCUGUGCUUGACGUCUUGGCCACCAUUGGUGUCUACCAGGAUGGUGUCGUUAAGAAGGACGUUGACGGCAAAAAGACAGUCGCCCACAUCUUCGAGUACACGACGCAAUUGUCCGUGACUCCCAACCAGCAGCUCAUCAGGCCAGUGGAUGAUAGCCCCCAGACUCUACCCCCGGUCCAGUUCAUCUUCUGUCUCAAGGGUCAGAACAGCAAGAAGAUCAACUCUCACCGUUGGCUCUUCAACGCUUUUGGCCGCAUCCUCAAUCCCGAGGUGUGCAUUCUCCUCGACGCCGGUACCAAGCCCAGCCCCAAGUCUCUCUUGGCUCUCUGGGAGGGCUUCUACAAUGACAAGGAUCUGGGAGGUGCUUGCGGUGAAAUUCACGCCAUGUUGGGUAAGGGCGGCAAGAAGCUGAUCAACCCCCUGGUCUCUGUGCAAAAUUUUGAGUACAAGAUUUCCAACAUUCUCGAUAAGCCGCUUGAGAGUGCUUUCGGUUACGUGAGUGUGUUGCCUGGUGCCUUCUCCGCAUACAGGUACCGUGCUAUCAUGGGCCGUCCUCUCGACCAGUACUUCCACGGUGAUCACACGCUUUCAAAGCGACUUGGAAAGAAGGGUAUCGAUGGCAUGAACAUUUUCAAGAAGAACAUGUUCUUGGCCGAGGAUCGUAUCCUGUGUUUCGAGCUGGUCGCCAAGGCUGGCCAGAAAUGGCACUUGAGCUACAUCAAGGCGGCUAAGGGUGAAACCGAUGUACCUGAGGGUGCCGCCGAGUUCAUCUCGCAGCGUCGUCGUUGGCUCAACGGUUCGUUCGCAGCCUCGCUCUACUCGCUUAUGCAUUUUGGCCGCAUGUACAAAUCGAGCCAUAACAUCAUCCGCAUGAUCUUCUUCCAUGUCCAGCUCAUCUACAACAUCCUGAACGUCAUCUUCACCUGGUUCGCCUUGGCGUCUUACUACCUUACUACAACCGUCAUCAUGGAUCUCGUCGGCACCCCGGUCCCCGGUGGCAGUGAGAGCGCCGAGCACCACGCCUGGCCUUUUGGUGAUUCUGCGACUCCCUUGAUCAACGCGACACUCAAGUAUCUGUAUCUCGCCUUUGUCAUUCUCCAGUUCAUUCUGGCGCUUGGUAACCGCCCCAAGGGUUCGAAGUAUCAGUACAUCACCUCGUUCAUCGUCUUUUCCCUCGUUCAGCUCUACGUCCUCGUCCUCUCCGGCUACCUCGUCGCACGUGCCUUUAAAAGCGGUAUUGGUGACCAGCUGAAGCUUGACAGCAGCGAAGACUUUGUCAAGACCUUCUUUGGAGAGUCCGCGGCCGGUGUCAUCAUCAUCGCCCUCGUGACAAUCUACGGUCUCUACUACCUCGCUUCGUUCUUGUACCUCGACCCAUGGCACAUGUUCCACUCGUUCCCCUCGUAUCUUCUGCUCAUGUCGACCUAUAUCAACAUUCUCAUGGUGUACGCGUUCAACAACUGGCACGAUGUCUCGUGGGGUACCAAGGGUUCGGAUAAGGCCGAGGCUCUUCCCUCGGCUCAUGUUAGCAAGGGCGAGAAGAACGAAGUCGUUGUCGAAGAAGUCGACAAGCCCCAGGAGGAUAUCGAUAUCCAGUUUGAGCAAACUGUCAAGCGCGCUCUUGAACCGUUUGUCGAGGAAGAAGAGGUUGAGGCUAAGGAUGUCGAGGACUCGUACAAGUCUUUCCGAACCGGUCUCGUCGUGACCUGGCUCUUCUCCAAUGCCCUUCUCGUGGUCGUUAUCACGAGUGACAACUUUAACUCUUUCGGUAUCGGCGAUACCACCUCGGCCCGUACCGUCGGAUUCUUCCGAUUCCUCCUUUACGCGACCGCCGUUCUCUCUCUCGUCCGAUUCUUCGGUUUCCUCUGGUUCCUCGGAAAGACUGGUCUCAUGUGCUGCUUUGCCAGGCGGUAA